CUCUCUCUCUCCCCCAGCUCCUUUCCCAAAUGGUUUGUCCCACUUCGGGCCCGGCAGGGCUUAGAUUUGAGUUUCUCAAUUUCGCCGCUCUCUCGAGGAGAGGACCAUUAUACAUUGCUGAAGGGGGGAGAGCGAGACAGAAAGAGUGAUUUAAAGGGACAAGAACCCCGGCAAGCUUUUGCGGCUGACUGACUUGAGGAGGAACCGAAGGCGAAGAACACACCCCUCCUACCCAAACGCCCCACAGCGGCACCCGUGUGCCUUUUUUUCUCCCCCUCCUCAGCCGCCGCCAGGGCUUCCCCCUCUCUCGUAUCCUCCUCCCUCCUCCCUUGAGGCCUCCAUGAGGUAGCGCGCGGCGGCGGCAAGAAGCGAAGAUUCUCCCCAGCCAGCCAGCCUCUCGCUCUCUCUUUCCCCUCAUCUUUGUGGCGCUCUGCUUCCUCAGUGGCGUCGUCGGCGUCGGCGCUUUGUUCGGAGCAGCCGGGGGCGGGGCGGGGUUGAGGCGAAAGAGGCGGCGGCGGCAGCAGAGGCGGCGAGGGGGAGGAGGGAGAGGAGCGAACGAAGGAACAGAAGAGAAGAGUAAAGAGGGAGGAAGAAGAAGGAGAAGCCGAGGAGGAAGAACCACCGAUCUCCUCCCCCUCCUCUUUUACCUCACCUCACACCGCCCUCUCCCCUCCCCCUCAACACACCACCACUGCGGUCGGCGGCGGCGGAGGCCGCGCAGCCCUGAGGGGGGUGGCGGCCCGCAGUCGCCCCCCUCAGCUAGAGCGAGCAAAGAGAGCGAGCAAGCGGCUGGCUGAGAAGACCCUUCCCCGGUGGGGGCGGCGGGGAGGGGUUCCUCCUUCCCUCUCCUUCCUCCCCUCCCACGUCCCUCCUCCCCUCCCACGUUCCUCCUCCCCUCCCACGUUCCUCCUCCCUUUCUACCCCCCCGCACCCCAAAAUUCCCGCCCGUCCCGUCCCCCCCUCCUUGCCUUCGCUCCCACCCAGCGCUAUCCUCAGCCCAGCAGCAGCUCGGGAUUUGGGAUUUCCACCCGUCCCCUCCCCCUGCCGCCGCUUCUGCUUCUUUCUUUUCCUCCUUGCUCCGAAGUCUAGAAGAAGCCGUGCCGGCGGGGCGGGCGGAUUGAUGUGGGGGGGUCUGACAUGAGUCCGCCGGCCGCCGGGUGCUGCCAUGUGACCGGCUUCAAGGUGGAGAACUGGAAGCAGAACCUGAGGGUGAUCUACCAGUGCUUCGUGUGGAGCGGGUCGGCCGAGACCAGGAAGCGUAAGGCAAAGUCGUGCAUCUGUCAUAUGUGUGGUGCCCAUCUGAACAGACUUCAUUCUUGCCUGUAUUGUGUGUUCUUUGGCUGUUUUACAAAGAAACACAUUCACGAGCACGCAAAGGCAAAGCGUCACAACUUAGCCAUAGACCUUUUGUAUGGGGGUAUAUACUGCUUUAUGUGUCAAGAUUACAUAUACGACAAAGAUAUGGAACAAAUUGCCAAAGAAGAACAACGGAAGGCUUGGAAGCUACAAGCCUUCACCCCAACAAUGGUUUCUCACUACCAGUGUACAAUGACAGGUAUUGGAGAGAAAUAUUCAACAUGGGAGCCAACCAAACGAGAGUUAGAACUGCUUCGACACAACCCCAAGCGGAGAAAAAUAACUACAAACUGCACCAUAGGUCUAAGAGGGCUAAUCAAUCUUGGGAACACAUGUUUUAUGAACUGUAUUGUCCAAGCGCUUACCCACACUCCACUACUGCGAGAUUUCUUCCUCUCCGACAGACACAAAUGUGAAAUGCAAAGCCCCAGCUCAUGUCUGGUCUGUGAAAUGUCUACGCUUUUUCAGGAGUUCUACUCUGGGCACCGAUCUCCUCACAUUCCGUAUAGGUUAUUGCACCUGGUAUGGACGCAUGCACGGCAUUUAGCAGGGUACGAGCAACAGGAUGCGCAUGAGUUCCUCAUUGCUGCGUUAGAUGUGCUACAUCGACACUGCAAAGGUGACGAUAAUGGGAAGAAAGCCAACAACCCCAACCACUGUAACUGCAUCAUAGACCAAAUCUUCACAGGUGGACUACAGUCUGAUGUCACUUGUCAAGUCUGCCAUGGUGUUUCCACAACGAUAGACCCAUUCUGGGACAUCAGUUUGGACUUGCCAGGUUCUUCCACCCCAUUUUGGCCUCUGAGCCCAGGCAGUGACGGAAGUGUGGUGAAUGGGGAGAGCCACGUGUCAGGAACCACCACCCUCACAGACUGCUUGCGAAGGUUUACAAGGCCAGAACAUCUAGGAAGCAGUGCCAAAAUCAAAUGUAGUGGUUGCCAUAGCUACCAGGAAUCUACCAAACAACUCACUAUGAAGAAAUUACCCAUUGUGGCCUGUUUUCAUCUCAAACGGUUUGAACACUCAGCCAAACUGAGGCGAAAGAUCACUACGUAUGUCUCCUUUCCACUGGAGCUGGACAUGACGCCUUUUAUGGCCUCCAGUAAGGAGAGCAGAAUGAAUGGGCAGUACCAGCAGCCAGCUGAUAGUCUAAACAAUGAUAAUAAGUAUUCCUUGUUUGCAGUAGUUAAUCACCAAGGAACCCUGGAGAGUGGGCACUAUACCAGCUUCAUUCGACAACACAAGGACCAGUGGUUCAAAUGUGAUGACGCCAUCAUCACCAAGGCUAGCAUUAAGGAUGUACUAGACAGCGAAGGAUAUUUGCUGUUCUAUCACAAACAGUUCCUGGAGUAUGAGUAGCCUUAUUCAGCAGCUCAAGAGAAAAAUGAAAGGAAGCGAAAGGAAUAGCAGCCUUCUGAAAAGACACACAAACCUACCUGAAAUGAAAAGACACCCAUUCGACACCUAGCACUGAACUGCGACAGGAUCUGCUUGCCGCUGGCUCACGGGCUAGAGGAGUAAGAAAUGAACAAUGUCCACCGUGUACGCGGUCCUGCGAGGGCAGAAGAGGGGAAAAUGUAAAAGAGGCUACAGUCAGUGACUUUGAAAGAAGACAUAUAAUAACACAAAGAUUGCUCUGGAUGGGGAAAAUAGGAGCAGAGGAGUCCAGGCACUGGCAUAUCUCCCUCCGUUCCUCCAAAAUGUGUGUGGGAAGGCCGGGGGGUGUACGCUCAUCUCCAUAAAGCAUCUUCUCCAUUGGUGCUUCAGCUCCAACUGACCAAUCAUACAACAAUUAUAAUUAAAAAAAAAAACCACAACCCAAGCCCAUUUUUUUAUGAAUAUGGGUCUGAAAGCAGUAAAAUGGAGGAAAAUUGGGACGAUGCAACGAAAUGGACUUUGCAAGUACCUUUUUAUUUGUGAAUUUUAGUUAUUAAAUAAAUACAGUAUGAAAUUA
This is a messenger RNA of Rhineura floridana, 3310 nucleotides long. RefSeq names its product ubiquitin specific peptidase 22 (gene USP22). Gene Ontology annotation, molecular function: zinc ion binding; cysteine-type deubiquitinase activity. Lineage: Eukaryota; Metazoa; Chordata; Lepidosauria; Squamata; Rhineuridae. The record is from RefSeq and is a predicted model, not a curated record. The transcript has 14 exons. The coding region runs from base 1138 to 2715 and encodes 525 amino acids. Gene Ontology annotation, biological process: protein deubiquitination.